Messenger RNA from Chanos chanos (milkfish), 1420 nucleotides. RefSeq names its product zDHHC palmitoyltransferase 18a (gene zdhhc18a). The coding region runs from base 1 to 1407 and encodes 468 amino acids. The transcript is spliced from 9 exons. Gene Ontology annotation, molecular function: protein-cysteine S-palmitoyltransferase activity. The record is from RefSeq and is a predicted model, not a curated record. Lineage: Eukaryota; Metazoa; Chordata; Actinopteri; Gonorynchiformes; Chanidae. Gene Ontology annotation, cellular component: Golgi apparatus; endoplasmic reticulum. Gene Ontology annotation, biological process: protein targeting to membrane; peptidyl-L-cysteine S-palmitoylation.
AUGAAGAAUUGCGAAUAUCAACAAAUCGAUCCCCGAGCACUUUCAACACCAACUGCUACACCUACUUCAACUCUGCCAUGUGCGGGAAAGAACCCUCAGCGUCUCCGCAGAAAAUGGGAAGUGUUCCCUGGGAGAAAUCGCUUCUAUUGUGAUGGACGGAUCAUCGUUGCACAACAAAGCGGUGUGCUUCCCUUGACACUCGGCCUUAUUCUUGUCACCAGUGGCUUAUUCUUUGUAUUUGACUGCCCCUUCCUGGUAGCUCACCUCACCGUCUGUAUUCCAGUGAUAGCUGGAGUGUUGUUUGUGUUUGUGGUCAUCUCCCUACUUCGGACCAGCUUUACAGACCCUGGGAUCUUACCGAGGGCCCUGCCUGAUGAGGCUGCCGACAUUGAAAAACAGAUCGAUAACUCUGGGUCCUCCACUUAUCGUCCUCCUCCGCGUACCAAGGAGAUCCUUAUAAACAACCAGGUGGUCAAACUCAAGUACUGCUUUACUUGCAAGAUGUUCCGUCCACCUCGGACCUCCCACUGUGGUCUGUGCGACAACUGUGUGGAGAGAUUUGACCAUCACUGCCCAUGGGUGGGAAACUGUGUUGGAAAGCGCAAUUAUCGCUUCUUCUACACUUUCAUAGUAUCGCUCUCCUUUCUCACUUCCUUCAUCUUUGGCUGUGUCAUCACCCACCUGACCCUGCGAUCUCAGAGUGGAGAUGGCCUCAUUCAAGCCCUACAGGACAGUCCAGCUAGUGUUGUGGAGUUGGUCGUCUGUUUUUUCUCCAUAUGGUCUAUUUUGGGCCUCUCGGGCUUCCACACUUACUUGGUGGCCUCCAACCUCACAACCAACGAAGAUAUUAAAGGUUCCUGGUCGAGUAAAAGACGAACGGAGGAGUUGGGAAAUCCCUAUAGCUACAACAACAUUUUUACUAAUUGUUGCGUGGUACUGUGUGGUCCCAUGCCUCCCAGUUUGAUUGACAGAAGAGGCUUUGUACCUCCAGAGGACACAUCUCAAACGGUCACCUCGGAGAUGGAACUUCCUCCCUUCAUGUCUAAGAAUGACACAAACAUGUGCACGCAGGGCACUAAGGAGCUUCUGGAAUCGGUGGCUCACUCCUCGCUUCUCCGGAGCCCCUGUAAUCCAGGCACACCCAAGACCGCCCCGGCGUCUCAAGAGAGCUGGCUUAGCACCGUCUCCGGGGCCCCGACGCCCUCGCCCGGAUCUCCGCCCUCCGGCUGCUCGGGGCGCCAGGCCCGCAGACCCAUCGACAAUCCCUGCCCGCAGAAAGCCGGCAGACGAGCGGUCCUCCACGCCUCCAGGCCCGCGUUCCAUCUGCCCAGUCCUCCGUACUCCCUCACUCACAACCCGCUCAUCUUCAGUGACGCUCCCAACGUGGGUUUCAUUCCGUUGGCUUGAGGAGCAUGCAUCU